UCGAAAAGGCAGAGACACUUGAUUGUGCUCAAAAUUUCGAAGUCACCACCAUCUUGAUCAAGUUUUCGAUCCGAUUGAGAUUUUUUGGGGGUAAAUCGAAGAUGGCAAGUGAAGAGGCGAAGGAUCCGUGGAAAGGAGAAGAGUGGGGGACGAGUGAGAAUCAGAAGAAGAAGAAGCCAAGUGCUGGUGUUAAAAUGGUGACGAGAGCGAGAAAACAGAUCCCGAGGGGACUCGAAGAGAAAUACGAAGCUUACUUCCUCCCGCGAAAGCCUUGGCCUUCGGCUCUUGCCUUCUACGGAAGUUUCAUCCUUGGUGGGAUCGGUGCUGGUAUGCUCAUAGAAGCUUGGAUCAACAAAAAAGUCAAAGAAGAUGGAGGAGUGAUUUGGGAAUUCGACAAGUGAAGCUAAUGAAACAUGGUUUAUUUUUUUUGAUCAUGAUAGAUAACAAUGUAAGGAACAGUGAGAGAGACAGAGAGAGAGGUUGAUGAAGAGAAUGGGGCCAAGUCUAGUUUCAAAUGUUUGUGGUUUUGUUUUUUGGAGAAAGACUUUGUUUUUUAUUGAAACCACGACGCAUAUCAGGUGUUCGACGAAAUGCUUCCUACUAAGUUUACAAUAUUCAUUAGGUGUCGAGAAAGAGAAGUGAUCCUUUAGUAUAUUUUAUUUUGUAAUGUAAACAAAUUAUUACAUAUUGCAGAAGAAAAGAAA
Messenger RNA from Eutrema salsugineum, 704 nucleotides. RefSeq lists its product as uncharacterized. The coding region runs from base 102 to 401 and encodes 99 amino acids. The record is from RefSeq and is a predicted model, not a curated record. The transcript has a single exon. Lineage: Eukaryota; Viridiplantae; Streptophyta; Magnoliopsida; Brassicales; Brassicaceae.